UGGUACUACUUUCAGUAAUCCUGAUAACUUAAAAUCUGGUGAGUUGUAAUCUACCUUGGUCUAAGUGCUUAUUUGUUUCUUUCGAAAUGAACAAGAUAUUGCUCUGGUUCAUCCUGGCGUUGUCAGGUGUCCUGGUUAACGCAUAUGCUGUGACAUAUAAUGAAACUGCGCAUCCUGAUACGUUGCCUGUUAAAUCGUUCAAGGAGAUCUACGAUGGCUUGGAAAGCGAUGAAGAACGCUCCUACUUCCUUCUGUUCGAGUUGGCUCGCGGCUUCAGCAUUAUGGAAAGCAAAUUUCCUUUGGGAUUCUAUCCCAUAACAAGGGCCAGAUGUCACACUGGACUUAGAGUCCCCGACGACCUCGACAUACCUAAGGAAUUAUCCGAUAAAUUUUUGGCCUUCGGUGUAUCAGAAAGCGAAUCUGAGUCUCUCUACCGUUGGGUGGCCAACAGUUUCAAGAUUCACGUAGAGCGCCGCGUCAAGUUGCGCCAGAACGUCGUCUGCUUCCCCAACGGCGCCUGCAUCGACCUGGACGACGUGGGCAGCCACUGUUGCCCCUUCUGAAAAUGGAAAUUGAAUUAUUUUUUAAUAUAAUCGAAUUUAUAUCAAUUGUAGAAAGGGUUCGUGAAACUAGUGGUGAGCCUCAAGAAAAUAUUACAUAUAUUUGUAAUGAUAAUUGAAUAUGUAUAUAUUAUAAUAAACAUGUUGAA
Molecule: messenger RNA, 709 nt
Organism: Ctenocephalides felis (cat flea)
Lineage: Eukaryota; Metazoa; Arthropoda; Insecta; Siphonaptera; Pulicidae
Exons: 3
Coding region: 87-563 (158 amino acids)
Source: RefSeq, a predicted model, not a curated record